GACAGCUAAAUUUUGACAGUUGCAGCCUACAAAUUUCAAGUUUCUACCAAAACAAAAACAAGUAUUUUGGCGGCACCAAAUUUUUCAUGUAAUUCACGAUUCCCGUUUAUAAUUUCCAUUGCAGUUCACACUAGUUUGACUGGAAAACCUGAGAAUGCCGGAAGAAUCGCAAGUGCGCGCGUUUUACUCCGGUAAAAACAUAUUUAUAACCGGCGGGACUGGCUUUGUGGGAAUAUGCCUGAUCGAGAAGAUCCUCCGGGCAAUCCCCGAUGUCGGCAAGGUGUACCUGCUGAUGCGGCCCAAGAAGGGCAAGGAGAUCUCGCAGAGGCUCGAGGAAUUCCCCAAAAAUCCCGUCUUCGAAAAACUUCUAGAAACAAACUCAACAGACAUAUUCAACAAGCUAGUCCCGGUAGCCGGAGAUGUGGGUGAGGACAACCUCGGGCUCAGCGCGGCCGACCGACAGACACUCGUGGACAAUGUGAAUGUGGUCAUCCACUCCGCUGCCACACUCGACUUUCAGGAGAACCUUCGGCCAACGGUCAAGAUCAACCUGUUGGGCACGAGACGGAUUGUGGAAUUGUGCAAGCAGAUUAAGAAUUUAAAAGUGCUAGUCCACGUCUCCUCAGCCUAUGUGAACUCAUACCUGACAGAAGCCCACGAGCAGGUGUACGAGGCUCCCGAGGACGCAGACAAGGUGGUCUCACUGGUGGAGACGCUGACCGAUGAGGCGUUGCAGGAGGUCGAGCCCAAGCUCCUGAAGACGCACCCCAACACCUACACGUUCACGAAGCACCUCGCUGAACACGAGGUGGCGAAGGUGGCCAAUGACUUCCCCUGCACUAUUGUGAGGCCUACCAUGAUCGUAGCGUCUUGGAAGGAGCCAGUGGCCGGUUGGACCUGCUCCAAAGUAGGGCCUCAAGGAUUCCUUAUGGGAGCGGCUAAAGGCGUAGUCCGUCGACUGCCUCUAGCUCCGGACAACAUCGCCGACUACAUCCCUGUUGACGUGGUGGUCAACCAACUGUUGGUGGCUGGCUGGAACGCCGCUACUACCAAGGGCGGUCUGACAGUGUACCACUGCUCAACCUCCACUCAGAAGCCGUUCACGUGGGCGUCCAUCGAGACGCAGGUCAACGGCUUCCUGCACAAGUACCCGCUCAAGAGCGCCGUCUGGUACCCGCACCUCAAGUUCGUGAACUCGCUCUGGCUGUUCAAGCUGUCGGCCGUCUUUGUGCACUUCUUGCCGGCGGUGCUGCUGGAUAUGAUGCUGAGGGUCACUGGGGGGCGCGCCAUCCUCGUCCGCCUCCACAAGAACGUGUGGAACUCUCUGAACCGCCUGGAAAAGUUCAUCUUCAGCGAGUGGAGGUUCCACAACCCCCACACUAGGGAGCUGGCUGCCAAGAUGAAUGAAACAGAUAGUGGACUGUUCUAUAUCGACAUCUCUAAAUUGCAAUGGGAGCCAUUUUUCGUGAACCUGCAUCUGGGCGUGCGGCGCUACCUCAACAACGAGAAGGAGAAGACGCUGGAGGCUGCCAGAGGGAAGGACACCAUCCUGCUAGUAGCCCACGUGGCGUGGCAGAUCGGCGUCAUCUGGCUGCUCUGGUUCCUCUCCGCCUCCCUCACCGGCCUCACCAUGACCCAGAGCGCUUGGGCCGCACCGCUCAUCUACAUCCUGUAUAGCUGCCUGUAGAUGUACACCCUGUAUAACUGCUUGUAGAUGUACACCCUGUAUAGCUGUUUGUAGUGGCGAUAUACAGAGUGUUAACGAAAAGACAUACAAAUAGUGGUAUUUUGUUGAACGACUUUUGGGAAUUCGUGUCACAAAAGUCACUAUUGGCUGAAAUAUUUAAUAUUUAUUCUAUAACUCACUAUGCAAUGCAGUCAAUAUGGUCUAAGUCUUUAAAUACUUGCAGUAUCUUUUGAUGAAUUAAAAUCACUUGUUAUGACCUACCACUUGUUAGGAAAAGAAAAUAGAAUUUGUAUAAGUAAUUAUAUUUUUUAUCCUUGUUUCCCUGAAGUUCAUAUAAGCACUUUUAUAUCACCAUAAGUAAGAACAAAAAUGAAUCUUAUUUUAUAGUAAUUUUACAUCAUUCCUUUUUAUGUACCUACAUAUUUAUAGUUUAUUAAGUAACUUACGAUUCCUAAUACCAUUGCCAGAUAAAAUAGUAAAAGUACAGACGUCUAAAUAAUUAUGUCCUUCUCAUUCAGAAUAAAACUAAAAAAGUUAUAGACUAAUCCGUCCAAAUUUUGCUCUAAGAAGUUAUUUGAUAAGUAAAAAUGAAUGUGUAUGUAAAAUCUCAACUUUUCCCCUUUAAUUAUAGACGUAGACUAAAAAUAGUUCUAUAGAAGUCUAAAGCUGGUCUGGAUUAAACCAGAACUAUUUUGAGUCUUCUCUAUAUAAUAAGGGGGUAGGUGGUUACCUAUUUGUAGGUAUUAGUUAAGUAAUACUUUGUGAUGGUUAUAUGGCCUGGUAAGCUUAUUUUGUACUGUACUGACAUUUUUAUUGAUGAUAAUAAAGUAAAUUAUUAUUGUU
Molecule: messenger RNA, 2530 nt
Organism: Plutella xylostella (diamondback moth)
Lineage: Eukaryota; Metazoa; Arthropoda; Insecta; Lepidoptera; Plutellidae
Source: RefSeq, a predicted model, not a curated record